Molecule: messenger RNA, 408 nt
Organism: Talaromyces stipitatus ATCC 10500
Lineage: Eukaryota; Fungi; Ascomycota; Eurotiomycetes; Eurotiales; Trichocomaceae
Exons: 3
Coding region: 124-408 (94 amino acids)
Source: RefSeq, a predicted model, not a curated record
AGACACUCGAUUUUUUGCUGAAGGGCUGGUAUCAGAUGAUUAAAAGGGUGUUACUACAAUAACUGACCAGCACUGCUAACCAAGAAACCGUUCGACGUCCUCUCAUUUCUUCACCAAACAGUCAUGACGAACUCCAAAGCACCUUGGGAGCUGAAGGCGGAAGAAGUCGAAAAACAGGUUGCAGGACAAGAUCAGUAUGAAGACUGCUUAGCAUGUCGAAUCACCGGGUCCGCGGCGUUUAUUGGGCUCGGAGUGUAUAGCUAUUAUACAGGAAUGCAGAAUCUGAGAAAACAAGAGACAGCAAUUAUGAGAAGUGCGAGCAAAUAUAAGAUGGGAUCAAGGCAGCUCGGCAUAGCAAGUCUGUCCGCUUCUCUCAUAGGUCUAGGACUUUACAGGGCGUUCAACUGA